This is a messenger RNA of Acanthisitta chloris (rifleman), 1372 nucleotides long. It is a transcript of the gene LANCL2, whose product is annotated as LanC lantibiotic synthetase component C-like 2 (bacterial). Gene Ontology annotation, cellular component: plasma membrane. The record is from RefSeq and is a predicted model, not a curated record. Lineage: Eukaryota; Metazoa; Chordata; Aves; Passeriformes; Acanthisittidae. The transcript has 7 exons. Gene Ontology annotation, biological process: carbohydrate metabolic process; peptide modification. The annotation marks the transcript as partial.
GUAUUGCCCUCUUAUAUCUGCAACUGUACCGUGUCACGAAAAAACAGAGCCAUUUGCAGCGAUCUCUUGAUUAUGUGAAGAGAAUCCUUCGCAAUCUGAAUGGCAGAAGAGUUACUUUCCUCUGUGGUGAUGCUGGGCCAUUGGCAGUGGGUGCAGUGGUUUAUCACAAACUCAAAAAUGACAGUGAAUCUAAAGAAUGUGUUGCCAAGUUGUUGCAGCUCCAAAGGACAGUCAUAAGCACAGAUAAUGAACUUCCAGAUGAGCUGCUUUAUGGCAGAGCAGGUUACCUGUAUGCCUUGCUGUACCUAAAUACUGAAAUUGGUCCAGACACUGUCCCACAGUCUGUUAUCAAAGAGGUAAUAGAUGCUAUUAUUGAAUCAGGGAAAAACUUUUCAAAGGAGGAGCGGAAAACAGACCGUUGUCCUCUGUUGUACCAGUGGCACAGGAAGCAGUAUGUUGGAGCUGCCCAUGGAAUGUCUGGGAUCUAUUACAUGCUCAUGCAGCCAAUUGCAAAUGUGGACCAGGAGACCCUGGCAGAGCUGGUGAAGCCAAGCAUUGACUAUGUGCGUCAUAAAAAAUUCCGGUCUGGGAACUACCCGUCGUCACUGAGCAAUGAGACUGACAGACUAGUUCACUGGUGCCAUGGUGCCCCCGGAGUCAUCCACAUGCUCAUGCAAGCUUAUAAGACUUUUAAAGAGGAUAAAUACUUGAAAGAUGCUAUGGAUUGUAGUGAUGUCAUCUGGCAGAGAGGUUUAUUGAGAAAAGGAUACGGGAUCUGCCAUGGUACUGCUGGCAAUGGCUACUCCUUCUUGUCUCUCUAUAACCUAACUCAGGACAAAAAGUACCUCUACCGAGCUUGCAAGUUUGCUGAAUGGUGUUUGGAGUAUGGUGCACAUGGAUGUCGUAUUCCUGACCGACCUUAUUCUCUCUUUGAAGGUAUGGCUGGAGCUAUUCACUUCCUCUCAGAUAUUUCAGUACCGGAGACUUCCCAGUUUCCAGCAUUCGAACUUGGACCUCAAAGGAGGGAAAACAAAGUGGAACAAGACAGCUAAAAACAUCGUUUUGAAAGGAAACUGAUGCCAAAAGAGAUGAGACUGUUUAGUGCCUCUGAUAGUGAACCAGCUCGACACUGAACUGACAGAUGGAUAAACCCUUUUUCUCACCUCUCCUGCCCCAAGGGACCAUGAAGUCAUUAGAGCAUGAACAGGAGAAGCCACAUUUAAGUUCUGUUAAAGUGACACCUUCAGAUGUAGGACAAGAGAAGUCAAGUUUUGAACUUUCUCUCUUCCCUUGUAUUUGUCUUCUUCAGGUCUUUGACACGCUCUGCAUGUUUAUUGGUGUUGUGUGUUGAUUCAAGUCUUUUGUUGUUAGC